ACACUGAUAUUGGUGACUCGCCAUUAACCAUUUGAUUUUCCAUUUCGUCGCGACGCUUCUUCAAAAUCUCCCACAGUGGCUUGGCAAUAAAAUGGCUGUAACGGAAAGGUUCCUCGCCAUCCUGUUCCACAUACUUCAACCCAUUAUCCAUACCUUCAGGCAUCACUGUUGGAAAAACGUCAAUAAGUUCGUGGCGGGGCAAAACAUCAUGAAGCAUUGUCACAGCUUGAUCACACAUUGGUAAGUCAAACCGAAUUAUUGCAGCUACAACGAGAGGCACCGAAAUGGACUUCGCAGAGGAGCUGUACAACUCCUGCAGCCCCUGAGCUUCUGGAGCGACAAGGCGCUCAAACAAAUUCUUAUAUAACGGCCGAUGUUCUUUUAGCAGACUGAAUAGUUCUUCAGAAGAUUUCGAGCACAGACUUGCUAACAUACUCAAUGAUUUAACAGGAUCCUUCACGUCAUGACCAGCUCUUCACAGGCUUGAUUGAAAUAGAGUGGCGAUACAUAUCCAUAGCUUCAUGAUCGAGUCCUUCGGAUUCGGCUUUCAGUGCCCAGGCACACCACGCUUCAGCGAGCUGCGGAUUAUGCUUCAGAGCCGUUUCUAUCGUAAGAUGAGCUUCUACCAUCGCUCCAUUGGUGUAGUAGAGUAACGCGAGUCGUAGCCACGCUUCAUCGUUAGCCUUGUUGAGCUGAAGAGCUCGAACAAGAUAAUGUUGCUGAAGAGCAAUAGACAUCACGUCUUUCGUUGAGCCAGUUUUCGCCAAUGUUGACAAUCGUUCUGCCUCCGCAAUUAGGGUCCAUAGUUGUGAAUGCAUUUGGGCACACUUACUUAAACUCAUAGCCUUCCGUAGACAUUCGUGAGCCUUCGUCGCGUGUUGCUCUGAUUUGUCGAAUCUGGCUAAAGAAAGUAAAGCUAUCGCUAGGUCGUUCCAGGCCCAUGCGUUCUCACGAUUCAAGUCAAGGGCUACCGAAUAGAACAUGACUGCAGAUCGGAUUGCGGAGAGCCGAUCAGAAACCGACCACGACGACGGAAUCCCAAUCUUUACUAGCAAUUCAUUUCUGAAUUUUAUUGCGUGAAGCAGGGCAUCUGCGGCUAGCUUGUAGGCUAGCGAUAUACGUGGUCGUCUAGCGAUCACACCAUCCAACAGAUUGAAAACCUUCUUCAGAUGAUCCAGUCGUUCGUCACCAAGUGUGCUAUUGAACAGACGCAGGUGAACCUGUGCUUCCAGUAUGUCUACUGCAUUUUUUAGCUGAGGAUUGUGGUUUUCUGUUUCCCGCCAUUUGGUGCACUGUUCAGCUGCUCCUUCCAAAUUGUGCAUACGCAUUAAUACUUGGAUCAAGCAAAUUGCAUAGUCACUGCUGGGAUCGAUUUCCAACACACGCCCGUAAGCAUUCACAGAUGAUUGCAAAUUACCGCGAUAGGAAUACGCUUCUGCUAAUGAAGCCCAGCUCAGAAGCUCAUCCGGGAGAUGCCUUACAAUUUGUUGGAGUUCGCCGAUAGCUGUGUCCCAAUCCUGCUUGCUUUUUGCAAGAUUCGCUAAUUUUCUUCUCAACCACAUCGGCUUCUUGUAAGUUCCCAUGGUGUUGAGCAGAUUCAAACGCUGGUCUAUUGCUUCGCCUAUCUCUUCGUACAUAUCGUCCAACAUCUUAACGUACUCCUCAUUCGUUGGCCGAAUUUUCGUUGCCCUUUCCAGGCAUGAACGGGCUUUUCCAGGAUUUUUUGUCCGUAACACUUUUGCCAGCAAGAAAAAUACGCGGCUCGAACGCGGGUUUAACUUGGCAGCCUGA
Messenger RNA from Haemonchus placei, 1791 nucleotides. The record is from the annotation of a GenBank genome assembly. NCBI's taxonomy places the organism in Eukaryota, Metazoa, Nematoda, Chromadorea, Rhabditida, Trichostrongylidae.